Molecule: messenger RNA, 3370 nt
Organism: Monopterus albus (swamp eel)
Lineage: Eukaryota; Metazoa; Chordata; Actinopteri; Synbranchiformes; Synbranchidae
Product: serine/threonine-protein phosphatase 2A 56 kDa regulatory subunit gamma isoform-like
Exons: 16
Coding region: 61-1785 (574 amino acids)
Biological process (GO): protein dephosphorylation; signal transduction
Cellular component (GO): nucleus; cytosol; protein phosphatase type 2A complex
Molecular function (GO): protein phosphatase activator activity
Source: RefSeq, a predicted model, not a curated record
UGUCAAGGUUUUGGUUGUGGAGUAGCAGAAACGGGGAGCAAGGGCGGUUACGCUUGUGCGAUGCCGAAAAAAGACAAGGAAUCACCCAAGUCUGGCAAAGUGGGCAAGAGUGGAGGUCAGGAGAAUUCAGAGAAUGAGAGUGUUAACAAGAAGCCUAGCAAUAGUGUUCCUCCCACCACUCAGCUGAUAAAAGGGAAGCAGCCAGGUUCCCAGACACCUGUCAAAAAGGACAAAAGGCAGAGUUCCUCUCGCUUCAGCUUGAGCAACAACAGAGAGCUGCAGAAACUACCUGCUUUCAAAGAUGUUCCCCCUGCAGAGCAGGAGAAGUUGUUCAUCCAGAAGUUGCGGCAGUGCUGCGUCCUUUUUGAUUUUGUCUCAGACCCACUGAGUGAUCUCAAAUGGAAGGAGGUUAAACGGGCAGCGCUGAGUGAGAUGGUGGAGUACAUCACCCACAAUAGGAACGUCAUCACGGAACCCAUCUACCCAGAGGUGGUUCAUAUGUUUUCUGUGAAUAUGUUUAGGACUUUGCCGCCAUCAUCCAACCCCACAGGUGCUGAGUUUGACCCAGAGGAAGACGAGCCUACGCUAGAGGCUGCAUGGCCACAUCUACAGAUCGUCUAUGAAUUCUUCCUACGGUUCUUAGAAUCACCAGACUUUCAACCAAAUAUAGCCAAAAAGUAUAUUGACCAGAGGUUUGUAAUGCAGCUCUUAGACCUGUUUGACAGUGAAGACCCCAGAGAAAGAGAUUUUUUAAAGACCACUCUGCAUCGCAUCUAUGGCAAGUUCCUGGGCCUGCGAGCGUACAUUAGGAAACAGAUUAAUAACAUAUUUUAUAGCUUCAUUUACGAGACGGAACAUCAUAAUGGAAUAGCAGAGUUACUGGAAAUAUUAGGCAGCAUAAUCAAUGGAUUUGCAUUGCCACUGAAAGAAGAGCACAAGAUAUUCCUACUGAAAGUCCUGCUGCCCUUGCACAAAGUCAAGUCUCUUAGUGUAUAUCACCCACAGCUGGCCUACUGUGUGGUACAGUUCUUAGAGAAGGAUAGCACCCUCACAGAACCGACAGUGAUGGCUUUGUUAAAGUAUUGGCCAAAGACCCACAGUCCAAAAGAGGUGAUGUUCCUCAAUGAACUGGAGGAGAUCCUGGACGUCAUUGAGCCUUCAGAGUUUGUCAAAGUCAUGGAGCCACUCUUCAGACAGCUGGCCAAAUGUGUGUCCAGCCCACACUUUCAGGUUGCAGAGCGCGCGUUGUACUACUGGAACAAUGAGUACAUCAUGAGCCUGAUCAGUGACAAUGCUGCCAAGAUCCUGCCAAUUAUGUUCCCAGCCCUCUACCACAACUCCAAGACCCACUGGAACAAGACCAUCCACGGGUUGAUCUACAAUGCUCUGAAACUCUUUAUGGAGAUGAACCAGAAGCUGUUUGAUGAUUGCACCCAACAGUAUAGGGCAGAGAAAAGCAAAGAGAAAGCUAAAUGGAAAGAGAGAGAAGAAGCAUGGUUGAAGAUUGAGAAUAUAGCAAAGUCAAACCCUCAGUUUCUAGUGUACGUUGACUCAGUAGGCUCAGGCAGUCCGAUGGACAUGGACACAGAUGGGCCGCUGCUAGAUGAUGUCAACAUGCUAAAGAAAGCAGUAGAGGAGGAAGCCACACAGAUCCAAAAAGAACAGCGUAGAGAGCGCCCAUUGUUUCGAAGGAAAUCGGAGCUCCCCAAGGACAUCUCCACUGUCACAGCCUUGGAGUUGCACCGGAGAGCCGAGGAAAUGUUGACAACGCACGACGGCCACUAAGAGACCACCUGAGACGCGCCAUAAACCAGCAGCAGCAUCAUCCACAGAUACCACAGGCCUACAAAGACCAGCACAACAACAGAUCUCUGUCUUAGUCCAGCCCUUCACAACACAGGACUGAACAAUUCCAGCUUCAUCUGACACAGAACGUGUCUAAAGUCGCAGUUCUAAGCCUGGUUCGGCUUAUCAGGACAAACGGUGCUCGGUCCUUUCUGAUCCCAUUCCUUCUCCUCUUUUCGUCACCUGGUUGUUGUCCAGCAGGGUCGUUUGCAGAGCUGGACGGUCCUGCAUGACCACAACAUGCACCACCAACUUCACCCAAGAUACUAUAGUGUCAUUUCCCCUUUUUCUCCCUUGUUUUCCUCUUUUCCUGUCUUCUCAGCUUGUUGCGUUUUUGGGGUGCUGUGCUGCCCCCUUCUGGUCAUUUCUCUCAGGUGUUCUGUUCUGUGUGUGUGUGUGUGUGUGUGUGUGUGUGUCCGUGCAAGUGGGUUGCUUCUCUUCUUGCCUCUUUAUUGAUGUCAGGUGCUUGUACAAAUAAUAUGAGCCCCCAACUGGACUUCUUUGGUUUAAUUAAAAAAAAAUCAGAUGAGAAAAUGUCAGUUGUUUCUAUAUAUUUAAUAUUAGCUAUUUUUCUCAUAACAUUUUAACUAGACAGUUGUUUAUAUUUUUUUCUACAUAGUAUAUUAGGGUCUUUUCUCAGAGUAAAACACAGUUCCUAUCUGUGUGACUGUUCUGUUUGGAGCUUGCUAUUUUAUUCAGUUCAUUUUCCAUCAGCUGUGAAGAUCCAUUGAUCAUUCUGUUAAUUAGGACACUGUUAUUGAGGACACGCCAGCAGAGUGUGUAUGAAAUAAAAGCUUUCUGUUCUCUGCACAGCAUCAUCAGAGUUGCAACGUGUGUCUGUGGCUCCAACAAUUGUCAGAUGACUUUGAGCCAUUUGAAUGGGUGUUGGGAUGAGUCCAGCAUGAGCCUGGUUUGGUGCACCAGUUACACAAGAUGGGAUUGUGGGAUUGAUUUUUGUUUUGUCAUUCACUCCCAGAGUGGCCAUUAGUGUGUUCAGUACAAGUCGGUGUCAUUCAUGCCAGCUUUGAGAGGUUAGAGAGAUGUAGUUGCUUGUCUGGGAUUCACACAGAGUUACUGUGUGUUGAGAGAAGUCCAGUAGGAGCAGAUACUGUGCUGACAGUGGCCACUUUUUCUACUCUUCUCAAGGAAGACCCUUUUUAUUUAUAACACCCUUGUUAGAGAUGAGACUGUCAUACAGUAGAUGAGGUAUGUUUGGUCUGAAGAAGUCAAACAUAAGCCUUUCUUUUCACAGUGCCUUUUAUAGUCGGAAGGGAUAUUUGUUCAACUGAGACCUGAUGAAUUAGUAGCAUGAACAAAAAUGCCACAUCAUUUAAAAAUUGUAAUGUUUCCAUAAAAGAAGCUGCAUUCAAGUCCGUGCUCAGCACACCUCCAGCCGUUUUGGACUCCAGCACAUGUGUUGUUUAAGCUACAAAGUCAAUUUUGCAGUCAAAAGCUAGAGAGGAGGAGCCGAGUGGUCACACCAGACCACUUCAGCAGUGAAGCACUUCCUGAUAAAACUUGAAAA